This is a messenger RNA of Dendronephthya gigantea, 1165 nucleotides long. RefSeq lists its product as uncharacterized. Bases 272 to 1021 code for a protein of 249 amino acids. The record is from RefSeq and is a predicted model, not a curated record. Lineage: Eukaryota; Metazoa; Cnidaria; Anthozoa; Malacalcyonacea; Nephtheidae. The transcript is spliced from 4 exons.
UGAUUUUUGUGUCGGUAUCGAAUUUCAAGACCGGUUUUGGGUUUCACUAAACGAAAGGAAUCGACGGCACAGCAGUACUAAUAAUAUAGACGUCGCAUAUUUAUAGACGAUAAUAAAUUUUCGCGAAAAUCCUCGGAAAAUGUUUUAACUACGGCCAUCUUAUCAAUAUCAACGGCCACAGCUUGGAUGUAACUAUUUAAUUGUGCAACUAAAAUGAAAUGGUGAGAGGAAUUUAGACGAAGAGAGGUGCAUUGUGUGCAAAGGCAUUCUCAUGGCAGCAGUAUUCGAAGGACAGCAUGUAUGUGCUACAUGUUCGCGUAGCAUUAGUGGUGUUUUCCAGUUUACUAUCCACGCCGACAAAGUGACUUCUACCGUGAUAGCAGGAACUGUGGUCACACUAAGCGGAAUAUAUGCGAUAUACCAGUAUAAAUCACGUCAACUUAAACUGACAAUGAAGGGGGCUAUUGAUAAAGGCCUUGGUGGGGAGAGAGAAGACCAGGAAGUCAGCGACAUCCUACCAGGAAAGCUUCAUGUUGCACUGCAAUGUUUCACGGGCAAAAGAUUCCUGGAAGUUUUAGACGAUUUUAAAUCGGGUAGAAUAAAAGAACGCUUGGAAAAGGAGUUUUUGGAUAUUGGCAUUGAAACGGAAGAAUUGGUGGUUGAAAUAAGAAACAUUGAAGAAGUAGAAGAAAGAGCAGCGGCGAUUGUCACGAGUACUAUGGAGAAAUCAGAAGAUGAAAAUCUACGAAAGAAACCAAGGGAAUGUGCAAAGUGUGUGCACGCAAAAAAUUCUGGGAAACCCGAGAAUAUCGAUUCUGAGAAUUAUUCUUCAAUUAGUGAAUUUGAGGUUCCAAGAAAUGGAGACAAUGGAAAAGUACACAAAAAGAAAAACGUUCAGAGAGAUCCUGAACACUCACUUUCUACAGAGUAUUUGGAAAUUGGGCAUACCAGUGAUUCAAAGAGUGGUAUGAGCUGUAAAUUUUUUAUAGCUAUAGCGCUUAAAAAUUUCCUAAAUGCCUAAUUAAUUUGUCAUUCAAAAGCGGUUUUGCCUACCAAUUGCUGGAAGGAAUAAUAGAGCAUUUUUUUGCUUUUAUUGCGAAUUUAUCCCAAGGAACUCGUUCUCACUUGAUCUCUAGCAUUUUUAUAUCUGAUUAGAAGACUGGCA